CGAUUAUAGCGUAGAACAAUAAUGGCUGAUACUCCCCGACUCAACUUUCCUCGAGGAAUGCUCGCAGGGCAGGUAGCCAUCAUUACAGGAGCAGCCCAGGGCAUAGGCGCGGAGACAGCCAGGAUCUUUGCACGGGAGGGUUGCAAAGUUGUUAUUGCCGACUUAGAUGCUGAGAAGGCUGAGAAAACUGCGGAGGCAAUCAUUUCAGAUGGAGGAGAGGCGCUUGCGGUCGCUGGAGACAUAACGAGGAACGAAGCUAUCGAAGUCCUGGUUAGAAGAGCCGCAGAGUUUGGAGGUGGUAAAAUCCACAUUAUCGUCAAUAAUGCAGGUUACGCCUGGGACGACCCUAUUGAGAAAAUCAAAGAUCAGCAAUGGGAAACCAUCAUUGCCUUACACAACACCGCCCCGUUCAAGCUUCUCCGAACAGCAGCUCCAUAUUUCAUGGUGAAAGACGGCGAAGCACGAUCGAUCGUCAACAUUUCGUCCACGUCUGGGAUUUACGGGAACGCUGGACAGGCGAGCUAUGCUCUUGCAAAAGCCGGCCUGGUAGGGCUUACAAAAACAAUAGCUCAGGAGUGGGGACCAGAGUACGGAGUGCGAGCCAACACUGUCGCUUUUGGAGCGAUCAAGACCAGACUUACACAAGCUCCUAAAGGUGAGUACAUUAUCCGGCCCGACGGCGCAAAGCAUGCCGUUGGAUUUCAUGGUGGUUAUGACGAAGAAGAGAAGUGGAUUGGGGACAUUCCUCUUAGAAGAGUUGGAACGACUAGAGAUGCUGGGUUAGCAAUUCUAGCCGUGGUCUCUCCACUGUUCUCAUACGUGAGCGGACAAACAGUUAUGGUUUCGGGUGGCAGGGGAGGAAUGUGAGAGGGUCAGCUUCAGGUGAAGACAACUCCUGUUGGGCGGCUAUAGAGUGCAGAGAUCAAAGCUGGUCUCAUUUACUUUCUAAUUCAAGUCGUUGAGCCGUUCAUCAUAACACUCUGUACUUAGUUACCUUUGUCUAAAGGCGCAAUCUCGCAGCACGUAGCUGCUGAACAGGCUCCAAGCCGCGC
Aaosphaeria arxii CBS 175.79 is the source of this 1052-nucleotide messenger RNA. Its product is annotated as 3-oxoacyl. Bases 22 to 867 code for a protein of 281 amino acids. NCBI's taxonomy places the organism in Eukaryota, Fungi, Ascomycota, Dothideomycetes, Pleosporales. The transcript has 8 exons. The record is from RefSeq and is a predicted model, not a curated record.